Salvelinus sp. IW2-2015 is the source of this 1020-nucleotide messenger RNA. Lineage: Eukaryota; Metazoa; Chordata; Actinopteri; Salmoniformes; Salmonidae. The record is from RefSeq and is a predicted model, not a curated record.
AUGAGACAGAACAAUGAGAGAAGAUCUCACUAAUACAAAGCCAUAGCAAGGUCCCAAGAUUCCCGUAAGAAUAGUGUGUUUCUUAGUGCAGUUUUGCGGCUAUCACUGGAUAGUUACAGUUUGCAGAAUUCAACAGAAAUCUUCAGAUUAUUUAUCCGUGAAUUGCACUCCUCCUCUUCUCAAGGCGUUCCGUCCAAUGCGCGCUCCCGGGUUGGCUCGGGGGUUGUAACGGACUAACGGAAUUUGAACAUUGACAGAGCUCCGGUUUCAUCCAUCUUCUGAAGUUCAGUCUGGAGGUUCGGGUUGGAGACGGUUUUCGGGUGAUUUGGGUUUGAAAGUUUAGUUUUAACCGAAUAAAAAGCCAUGGAGGCUCGUGGAGUUCUCUCCGUUCUGUGCGUCGGCACGAUGUUUGCCGUGGCGCUCGCACAGCAGACCGACAGACCGAAGUUCUGGGAGUGUCGGUGGACCUGUUCUUUGUGCUGGACACGUCUGAGAGUGUUGCUCUGAGAGCCAAACCUCCCAACUUCUACAUCGACCAGAUCAAGAGCUUUACUGAACGCUUCAUCAUGGAGCUCAAAGAAAUGCGCCACCCAUGUGACCGGUCCCUGACGUGGAACUCCGGAGCGCUGCAUUACUCUGAUGAGAUCAUCUUAGUGCGCCAGCUGAGUGACGUCGCCACCGAGCGCCAGGCGCUCAUCAGUGACAUCAAAGGCAUCAGCUACAUCGGCAAGGGAACACACACUGACUGUGCCAUCAAGAGAGGCAUCGCUGAGCUGCUCAUAGGGGGCUCCCACUACCAGGAGAAUAAGUACAUCGUCGUGGUGACAGACGGUCAUCCUCUAACAGGUUACAAGGAGCCCUGUGGUGGGAUACAGGAAGCUGCCAAUGAGGGCCAGGCAACACGGGGUUAAAGUCUUCUCCGUCGCCAUAUCACCUGACCAGGAUGAUCGCUACAGACCAGAACUACAGACAGAAUUUCACAGCAGCUGACAACACCAGAUCCACCCAGCUACAGACCAU